This is a messenger RNA of Tupaia belangeri chinensis (Chinese tree shrew), 1202 nucleotides long. RefSeq names its product translocase of inner mitochondrial membrane 50 (gene TIMM50). NCBI's taxonomy places the organism in Eukaryota, Metazoa, Chordata, Mammalia, Scandentia, Tupaiidae. Bases 27 to 1091 code for a protein of 354 amino acids. The record is from RefSeq and is a predicted model, not a curated record. The transcript is spliced from 11 exons.
GCGGGGCCGCGUGGCGUCAGCGCAAGAUGGCGGCCUCGGCGGUGCUGUUCUCGCGCUUGCGGAGCGGGCUUCGACUCGGCGCGCGGGGGCUGUGCACGAGGCUGGCGACACCGCCCCCCCGGGCCCCAGACCAACAGGCUGCAGAGAUCGGGAGCCGCGGGAGUGCUAAGGCCCAGGGAUCACAGCAGCAGCCAGGCUCGGAGGGCCCCAGCUACGCCAAAAAGGUUGCACUCUGGCUUGCUGGGCUGCUUGGGGCCGGUGGGACCGUGAGCAUCAUCUAUAUCUUUGGAAACAACCCUGUGGAUGAAACCGGUGCUAAGAUUCCUGAUGAGUUCGACAAUGAUCCAAUUCUGCUACAGCAACUGCGCCGGACAUAUAAAUAUUUCAAAGAUUAUAGACAGAUGAUCAUCGAGCCUACCAGCCCCUGCCUUCUCCCAGACCCUCUGCGGGAGCCGUACUACCAGCCACCCUACACUCUCGUCCUGGAGCUCACUGGCGUCCUUUUGCAUCCUGAGUGGUCGUUGGCCACUGGCUGGAGGUUUAAGAAACGCCCAGGCAUCGAGACCCUGUUCCAGCAGCUCGCCCCCUUGUAUGAAAUCGUCAUCUUUACAUCAGAGACCGGCAUGACUGCAUUCCCACUCAUCGACAGCGUGGACCCCCACGGCUUCAUCUCCUAUCGCCUAUUCCGGGACGCCACAAGAUACAUGGAUGGGCACCAUGUUAAGGACAUUUCAUGCCUGAAUCGAGACCCGGCCCGUGUAGUAGUCGUGGACUGCAAGAAGGAAGCCUUCCGCCUUCAGCCCUAUAAUGGUGUUGCCCUGCGGCCUUGGGAUGGCAACUCCGAUGACCGGGUCUUGUUGGAUCUGUCUGCUUUCCUCAAGACCAUUGCACUGAACAAUGUGGAGGAUGUCCGGACCGUGCUGGAGCACUACGCCCUGGAGGACGACCCGCUGGAGGCUUUCAAACAGCGGCAAAGCCGGCUUGAGCAGGAAGAACAGCAGCGCCUGGCCGAGCUCUCCAAGACCAACAAGCAGAACCUCUUCUUUGGCUCUCUCACCAGCCGCUUGUGGCCUCGCUCCAAACAGCCCUGAACUCUGGGCAUCCUCAAACUCUAGGCCUGGAUCCAGGGCCCCAGGCCCCAGUACUCCAGACCAAGGCUUGGGCAGCCAAGUGUCCAAUAAAGUGCAUCCCAGACGCCACAA